This is a messenger RNA of Psilocybe cubensis, 1275 nucleotides long. RefSeq lists its product as uncharacterized. Gene Ontology annotation, molecular function: aspartic-type endopeptidase activity. Gene Ontology annotation, biological process: proteolysis. The record is from RefSeq and is a predicted model, not a curated record. Lineage: Eukaryota; Fungi; Basidiomycota; Agaricomycetes; Agaricales; Agrocybaceae. The transcript has 12 exons. Bases 1 to 1275 code for a protein of 424 amino acids.
AUGCACCUCACAGUGGACCUGUCAGCCGCCGUCAUUUUUGCGGGCGCAGUAAUGGCGUCUCCAGUACUGAUAUCUAAGUCUCCAGUGACACUCUCCCUUUCCAGACGCGUCAACACAACAAGUAUUCAUAAUCUCGUUCGACACGAUCAGUCCAGAGCCAAGCAGCUCAGAUUCGCGACGGCGCGAUCAUCAUCUCCUCCAGAUGCCAGCAACUUUUCAAAGCAAAGAAAAGACGACGUAAAUGUACCCGCAGACAAUCAAGCGGUAUCUUAUGUCGCUUCAUUGGAGAUCGGAACUCCAUCCAGUACUUCUCGGCCCAACACAUUCUCUCUCAUUGUCGAUACAGGAAGCUCAAACACUUGGUUUGGUGCUGGGACAACCAAAUACAUUUCAGGAACUGCAGAGCAGGAUUAUGAUUUAGUGGCGGUCCAAUAUGGCUCUGGAUACUUCAUCGGAGAUGAAAUUCAUGAUGUCGUGACAUUAGCACCAGGGUUCAACGUUUCGAACCAAUCCCUGGGCAAAUCUUUUCUGGCAAAAGGGUUCUCGGAUGUCGACGGUAUUUUAGGUUUGGGCCCGACGCAGCUUACAAAAGGGACACUUUACCCUUCUGUCAAUGAUGUAAUUCCUACUAUUAUGGACAAUCUGUAUAAUCAGGGACUUGUUUCUAACUAUGAGGUGGGGAUCUUUUUUGAGGCUACGACCGACACAAACGUCUCAAACGGCCAGCUUACUUUCGGAGGCACCGAUCCAUCUAAACACAUGGGCGAUAUCACCUAUACGCCAAUUACAUCAAUAUCCCCCGCAAGCGCUUACUGGGGCAUUACUCAGUCGCUGAGCUACGGAAACCUCAAUAUCCUUUCUCCAGGUACGCCUGGUAUCGUGGACACAGGAACAACUCUUAUUCUUAUUGCAACGGACGCAUUCCAGAAGUAUACAUCGGCAACCGGAGCCACCUUUGACGGCGCGACAGGCUUACUGACUAUCACACUUGCUCAAUACAAGAACCUUCAGAAUCUGAUUUUUCACAUCGAAGGAACAGACUUUACGCUGAUUCCCGACGCACAAAUAUGGCCUCGCGCUCUAAAUCAAGACAUUGGUGGUAUUACAGGUAGCAUAUAUCUGGUCAUUGGAGACCUUGGCGAAUUAUCAGGCGCAGGACUUGACUUCAUAAAUGGCCUCGGUUUCCUCGAACGGUUUUAUUCCGUAUUUGACACGGGCAACAAACGGGUGGGACUUGCUCCAACGAGUAUCACGACACGUAUAAUAAAUUUCUAA